Molecule: messenger RNA, 2432 nt
Organism: Notodromas monacha
Lineage: Eukaryota; Metazoa; Arthropoda; Ostracoda; Podocopida; Cyprididae
Source: the annotation of a GenBank genome assembly
AAAGAAGAACCUUUAAAGAGAGAGGAGCAACUACGUCAAUCCAUCCAACAUUUUUUUUUUUACAUAAUUUUUUCGUUUCCCAAGGAGGCGGAGUAAGGGGACGACACUAAUAAAAUAAAUACUCAUGAAUAUUUGGCCAAGAGGGUGAAUUUGUCCCGAGGAAAAGGCACCCGGUCACGCGUGGCUGGCACCGAGUACCAUGUUUAAUCCCCGCGUGCCCCUGAGAAAUUUUCAGCAGUGAGGAGAAUUUUUAUCCCGCACAAGCCAUGGCCAAGCUGGUCGACAAAGUAGCUAUUCUCGACGCCGGCUCGCCGUAUGCCAAGAAACUCGACAGGGCUUGCCGCGCCAGCAACGUCGAAUCCCAAGUCAUCGCCCUCGAAACACCGGCCCACACCAUCAAGAGCAAGGGCUACAAAGCAUUGUUGGUUUCCGGAGGCGCCGGAAGCAUCAACACGUUCGACUCUCCUUGGUACGACCCCGGCAUUUUUUCGCUCGGCGUCCCCGUUCUAGGGCUCAACUAUGGCAUGUCAAUGCUGAUAAAAACGUACAACGGGUCUGUGCGAACAGCUGGUGGGCGACAGACGGGUGUAAUCGACGCCGUGUUGGACGACAGCCUCGAACUAUUCAAGGGAUGCAAAUCAAAAGAACUGGCGCUGGUGACGCACGGCGACACUGUCGAGAAACUCGUCGGCCUCAAAGCCAUCGCUCACUGGCGCAAACGCGUCAUCGGCGUCGCCGACGUGUCCAAGAACCUCUACGGACUCCACUUCCACCCCGAAGUCAUCGUGACGCCCAAGGGCCAAAAGAUGCUCGACAACUUUUUCAAGAUGGCCAAAUUGAAGACGACCUUCAACAUUGCCAAGCGCGAGGAGAAGGCCAUGGACCGGAUCCGGAAGCAGUGCAGCGGACGACCGGUGCUCAUGCUUUGCAGCGGCGGUCUCGACUCCACCGUGGCCGCCAUGAUCCUCAAGAAGUGCAUCGGGGCGCAGGAAAUGUACUGCCUUCUCGUGGAGACCGGGUUCGAGAAAAAGGGCGGCUUUGAGAAGGCGAAAGAUGUUCUGGAGAAAAUCGGGGUCGGCUACAGCAUUCAAAACGCCUUCACGCGAUUUUACAGUGCCCAGACGACGAUCCCGAACCGAGCGAACCCCGCCGAGCGGCGGCGAGAGACCAAGUGGAUGGUGGACCAGACGGAACCCGAGGACAAGCGGGUCAUUUGCCGCGACGUGUUGUUCCACAUUGCCGAGGAAUUCCUGAUUGAGAAGUUCGGCGGGUCGAACGACGCGUGCAUCGGGCUCGGGUCACUCAGGUCGGACAUUCUGGACAUGGGCGGGCACUUGGCGGCCCACGCGGCCCGGGUGAGCAAGUCCCACUCCAACAACGUGGACGUUCAGCGAAAGUACCGACACGAGGACCGCAUCAUUGAGCCCGUGGGCGAGUUCCACAAGAAGGAAGUCGUGCAGGUCGGGAAAGACAUCGGGCUGUCUAAUGAGCAAAUGACUGAGCACCCUUUCCCGAGCGAGAUCGGGAUCGCGUUGCGACUGGUGUCCAUGCACCUUGUGCACGUGGGUCGGCACUUUGCCGAAACCCAGGUUCUGUGCAAAUGUGUCACCGAGUUUGACAAGGUCAAGUCAGACCACGCCCUCAUGAGCCUCAUCCUCGGAGCCACGGAUGAGGAGGACAGGAAGGAGAUGAAGACCGUGGCUGCCAGAAGCAAAUUUGUGGCAACUGUUAUGCCACUCGAAGUUGUUGGCAUGCACGGUCCCAAAAAGACCUAUUAUUAUGCUUGCGCCUUGUCGGACAACAAGGACUUGUCGCCCAAAUGGGAGGACGUCUUUUUCAUGGCCAGAAUGAUUUGCCGCGUGUGCCACGACGUGAAUCGAGUGGCGUACGCAUUUGGCGGCAAAGUUCCACACAUCAUCCGAGACAUAACGCCCACUUACAUGACGCGUCAUAACUAUGACAUGGUUCGCGCCGCCGAUUAUUUGGCUCACGAUGUGCUGAGACAGAAAGGAGUUUACAACAAGGUGGACCAAAUGCCGGUGGUUUUGAUCCCGAUCCACUUUGAUCGCGGGCUGUUGAGCGGGGAGCCGUCAGUUCGCCGGUCAAUCGUUCUCCGGCCGUUCAUUUCGCCCACCCUCAUGUCAGGUCAUGCCGCCAUGCCGGGGAAAGAUAUACCCAAUGACGCGAUGAAGGAAAUCGUGACAACGCUGAAGAAGCUGCCUGGCAUCUCCAGGAUCCUGAUCGACGUGACGCACAAGCCCCCAGCACACGUCGAGUGGCAGUGAGCAGAGGCGCCGAGAUUCUCCGACGUGAAUCAUUCAUCAAAUUCCACGCUGUUCUUAAUCCCUGUUUUAUUUCUUUUUUCCUUUCGUCCUUAAGUCACUCGAUAUGCAAGCAUAUAUAUUUUGUUUUUUGUUUGUUUUUUUUUUCAA